GUGAAGUGUGGGCCAAGUGCUGCCAAAUGUCCUUUAGUGGGUUAUGGUUGGUUAAGUAGGGACCGACCAUGUUUAGUAAUAGUUGGCAUCUUUGGUACUUAUCUAGCACUGUUCAGUGUCUCCUCAAAGCUUCCCAAAUACCUUUCUCAGACCCUAGCAUGGUGA
Molecule: messenger RNA, 165 nt
Organism: Heterobasidion irregulare TC 32-1
Lineage: Eukaryota; Fungi; Basidiomycota; Agaricomycetes; Russulales; Bondarzewiaceae
Exons: 1
Source: RefSeq, a predicted model, not a curated record